Molecule: messenger RNA, 2807 nt
Organism: Cephus cinctus (wheat stem sawfly)
Lineage: Eukaryota; Metazoa; Arthropoda; Insecta; Hymenoptera; Cephidae
Product: glycerol kinase
Exons: 11
Coding region: 1-1722 (573 amino acids)
Biological process (GO): glycerol-3-phosphate biosynthetic process; glycerol metabolic process; triglyceride metabolic process
Cellular component (GO): mitochondrion
Molecular function (GO): glycerol kinase activity
Source: RefSeq, a predicted model, not a curated record
AUGGAGAGGAAAACAAGCAUCUUUCAAUUUUUCGCAUAUAAGCCAUCAGAAAUAAUGCCUGGCUCGGCAAAGAAGCCUGGACCUCUUAUCGGAGUCAUCGAUGUCGGAACGCGGACAGUUCGAUUUGCGGUUUUUAAUGCCAAACAUGUGACUGAAGUUGCCUCGCAUCAUAUCGAUAUCGAACAAUCGAGUCCGCAGGAAGGAUGGGUGGAACAGGAUCCAAAAGAGAUUUUAUUUGCGGUGAAGGCCUGUAUCAAAGAUGUCCUACGUAAAUUUGAUUUUCUUGGAUUGAACGUUAAUGAGAUUGUGACUAUCGGUCUCACCAAUCAAAGAGAAACGACUAUAGCUUGGGAUAGUACAACUGGCGAGCCGCUUUACAAUGCUAUUGUGUGGUCCGAUAUCAGAACGGAUUCGACGGUCGAUCAAAUAAUUGCCAAAUUUCCUGAUCAGAGUAAAAAUCAUCUUAAACCUCUUUGUGGUUUACCGGUUAGUCCUUAUUUCUCAGCUUUAAAGAUACGAUGGCUGAAGGACAAUGUGCCGGCUGUCAGGAAGGCAAUCAGGGAAAAACGCUGCAAAGUGGGAACAAUGGACACUUGGGUCAUUUGGAAUUUAACUGGUGGUAAGGACAAUGGGCUGUAUAUUACUGAUGUAACCAAUGCAUCCAGGACUAUGUUGAUGAACAUAGAGACCCUUAAUUGGGAUCCUACACUAUGUAGGUAUUUCGACAUUCCCAUGAAACUUUUACCAGAGAUCAAGAGCAGUUCUGAAAUUUAUGGUAAAGUUGAGGUUGGACCACUCAGAGGCAUUCCUAUAUCAGGAAUUCUAGGCAAUCAGCAAUCAGCACUUGUUGGGCAGAAUUGUCUGAAACAGGGACAAGCGAAAAAUACAUACAGAAGUGGCUGUUUCUUACUUUGCAAUACAGGAACUACGAGGGUGCAAUCGUCGCACGGUUUAGUCACCACUGUGGCAUACAAAUUAGGUCCAAAUAGUCCAGCUAUUUAUGCUUUGGAAGGUUCCGUUGCUGUGGCAGGAGCCGCCAUUAAAUGGCUGAGGGAUAAUAUGAAGCUUAUUGAGGACGUCCACGAAAGCGAACACCUGGCACAAAGUGUCUUUAGUACCGGGGACGUUUAUUUUGUACCUGCCUUCUCAGGACUGUAUGCUCCUUACUGGAGGAAGGAUGCCAGAGGAAUUAUUUGCGGUCUCACUGCCUUUACAACCAAACAGCACAUUAUAAGAGCCUCCUUGGAAGCCGUCUGCUUUCAGACUCGUGAUAUUUUGGAAGCUAUGUACAAAGACUGUGGCUUCCCUCUGACGAAAUUGCACACUGAUGGAAAAAUGUCUACCAAUAGUCUUCUCAUGCAAUUACAAGCAGAUCUUUGUGGUACUCCAGUAUUCAGGUCAACAAUGCCAGAUAUUACAGCACUAGGUGCAGCAAUGGCGGCCGGAAACGCAGAAGGUAUCGGCGUCUGGGAAAUCGAAGGAGAAGAAGUUGAGACUGUACCCAGUGAUACCUUUUUACCUACAACGACGCCAGAAGAAAGGGACGCCAGGUAUAAGAAAUGGAAAAUGGCCGUGCAAAGAAGUCUUGGAUGGGCAGCGGUAAAGAUGUCCGAUCAAAUGACAGAUGAACGUUAUCGGAUAUUGGCAUCUAUACCGGCUAGCUGGUUCCUCAUGACAAGUUUCAUUUUACUGCGAUUAAGUUACUAUUUAGAAAGUCGGUGACAUCGGAUCAACCAAGCUGUGAUCAAAGCCUAACUAGCCAGCUGCUAGUCUACUUUGAAGGGAAUUCAUCAAACUAGAAAUGCAAUCUUAAAAGACGCAAGUCUUUAGCUUAGCCAAAUCUUCUAUGUUAGAAAAUGAUUGAAGAUCUUCACAGCAUUGCAGGCUGUCGAGGAGAUAGCAAUUCUGUUCGUAACAUCUCUAUGAUUUAUAUCUUUCGUUGCCAAGUACUGAUGUACGAUGAUGAUUUCAUGGAAAUGAUUAUUGUCAUGAAAACAAGAUCCAACGAUGAACACAUCCUGGUGCAGGCAAUACGCCCAAAAUGCAAUGAGAACUGAAAAAGUUUAUUGUUUUCUUCGAGAGACAAUAUUUUUUACCCUGCUCGCUAUUUCAAUAUUAAUUCCUUUCUUCUCUUUGUUUCUCUUCCUCUCUGUCUGUUAUAUAUACUAUGCUAGAGUAUUCUCUAGUCGAUUGUUGUGCCAUAUAUGGAGCGCCAUAGUAAAUUAUAUUAUAUUGAACAAUGCGCUUGAUAUCAAUAAUAGGAUGGAAAACCUACUAUAUAUUUAGCAAAAUAAAAUAUUUUACGUGGGAUAUUUUCUUUGUUGGAAGUGACGAAUGGUUAUGAAAAAUAUGAGACGACCGCAAUGUGGUUCGGAUAAACCUGAUGCGUAACAUUGAAAUUGUAAACACGUAACCGAUAUGUUGGAUCGAUGAGGAUUUGUUUAUUACUUUUAGGCGAUGAUAUGUGCGGGAAGCAUGCGCUUACGAAUUUACGAUUUUAAUGAAAUACGCGUAUUAGAUGUUAUGUAAUCGGCAAUUAGAAAGUAUGCAGUACUUAUCGAAAACAAGGUGUAAGCCAAAUAGUUAUGAACUAAGCAGACUUAUAAUAUAUUUCUAGAAAGUGUUAUUUAACGUCGAAGACGAUUUCGCUUACGUUAUAGUAAAUUACAAAGAUAAAUAAUGUUGUACCGCAAAGGCUGCGACGUUUACUGUAAUAUAAUAAUUUAACACUUUUAUCAAACUCGCUGACAAAUUCACACCGUAAAUAAGCCUGGUGAUUGUUCAAUAAAAACCUAUAUUUCUCGGUA